CACACUGCUGCGCAGUGUCUCUCUUCUCAACAAAUUCCUCCAGGUAAAUCCUCUCUUUCCUGCUCACUCCUUAAGUUCAGGCUGAGACAUGGACAAGAGCGUGACAUAAGACUCACAGUCCAAGUUGAUAUUUCCCCAGUACUAUCGUUUUCAAGCCUUACUUUCACAUCUUACCCGUAUUAAACUGUCUUAGGAAUAGGUGAGGUCAAUGGAGAGAACAGUGCCUUGGAUCUUUCUAUCUACCUCCCUCUGCCUGUAUAAGCUGCAUCUUCUUUGCACAGUGCAACAUGCAGUCAUGCAGCCACGUAAUUCUAAUGGUCUGAUAUACUUUGUGAUGGAAGCAAAGUUGAGGUCAAGUUAGCAGAAAUCAUCUCAGACUUGAUGCUGCUUGCCAACAGUACAGACUAAUGUUUCAUCUUGGGGUUCCAUGUAGUUACACUCUUUGUAGGUGCAAGUGGACAGGAGGAAGGCAGAGGGAUGGCAGUAAUGGGGGUUUUCCUGCAGGAAUGCAGCUGUAACCCAGGUGGGGGCUGUAUGCCCCCAAGUCCUGGUUUCAGAAAGGCCUAGCAAGAGUUAGCAAGAGUUAGUUUUCUCCUUUAAAAACACAGAGAACUGGGAAAUAACUUUGUAUUAAUGUGCUGGGAAGAUUUGUUUUACUGCAUGGCAGAGCAUGACAGGGAUUCCCACAUUGCCACGAGAGGUCACUGCGUGCCUCAGGAAUACCCGAGGCAAUGCCCAGCUCUGGGGCUCUCUGCUUGGCAAGGAUCUGGACCCCAGGACAGGGGUGCUCCUCUGGGAUUGCUUUGGUAGAGGCAGAGGAGUUGGCUUUGGGCAUCUACUGUCAGCUUAAAUCUGAGUGGGAGUAACUGAAAAUUAUCAUAUAAUAAUUGGUUUAUGUGAACUGCGUUGUUGGCUUGAGCUCCACGAAGCUCCAUGAAGCACACAGCCUCACUGCCCAGUUUAGCCCAGCGUGGCUGUGGCAGAUAUAAGUGUGUCUCAGGGCUGCUCCAGGCAGAGCGUAUCAUAUAUUGGGAACAAUUUCUUCUCCAAACAGAGCUGAUGCAGUGGCACAGCUUCCCAGGGAAGUGGGGGAGUCCCUGAAAGUGUUCAAGGCCCAUGUGGACGUGGCACUGAGGGCCAUGGUCAGUGGGCACAGCCAGGGUGGGUUGGAAUUGGGGAUCUGAGAGGUUUUUCCAGCCUUCAUAGUUCUAUGGUUCCAUGAUUCUGGCUCUGUGCAGUUUUUCUGUUUUUUUUUCUUUCUGCACUAAUUAUGUUGGUGAUAAGAAGCCAGUAGGUACUUAUGUAAGAGCAACCUUUGCAACAGCUCAGAUAAAAAAUAGGUAAUAAACUGCCAUUCCUUUCAUUAUUCACUAUAGCAGUGUGUCCUACAGGUCCUGCAGCAGCAGAGAGAUGGGUGCAUGAGGGGCGAAAGUGGGCAAAGUCCUUCCUUGUUAGCAUAACUUUCCUGUCUGUUUCCCUACUAAUCCUAGCAUACUUCUCAAUUCCAAGAACUCUGCUUUUGCCACUGCCAACACUCACUGUAGCAGUGUACAUUCUCCUGCUGAUUGUCUUUGGUUUCUUUUAAAGGGUAAUGAAAUCUUAUGGUUCUGUUUCCACGUGCCAGCCAUGAGAACACCACUGCAGAGCUCUGGAGCCUCACUCCAGAGAUUUCCCAUGGUAGAUGGUGAGCUGGAAUUUACUCUCAGAAAGGAAUAGUUCAAAUUCCAGCAGAAGCCCCUCCAAGUUCCCAAGUCACGAUGCAUAGCUGAGGUUCAAACUACUGAAAAUUCCACGAAAACAUGUCAAGUGAUGUGAUAUUUCUUUCCUGUGGUUUGCAGAAGGAGCUUAGGUUUGGAUAAGACAACAGUCUUGAUUGUCACAGAUCCAGGAAACCAACACAACAUUCAGCAAAUUCCCCUCAGGAUGUGCCAAAAAGUAUUUAUGCGCAGAAAGAAAACUUUUUAUGAAUACAGUAAAUGGUAUGGAAAACUCAGUCUCGCAGAUAAUGCAGUUAAGUCAACAUCCUUUACUGCUUUCCCACUUAUGAGUAAGAGGUAUAAAGUCCAGAAGGGCUCAGGUUACUUUUCCAUACUCCUGUCUUAAUCUUAACAUGCUGUACACAAUGGAGAGAAGGGUUGGGUGUGUCCUUUCCUAGGAUUUUUCUGUUGCUCCCAAUGGUGGUAGGACAGUUCCAUCUACACAGGCUCUUUGGGGACACUGGGAAGGUUCUGGACUCCAAAGACACUCAGUUUCCAUAGUCCUGCAGAUGGUGUUCAUGCCUUCAGUCUGAUGGAUUUAAAUAUGGAAGGAGAAUUCUGAGAGCAUUGGGAAUACGCUGGAAAUAAAAGCGUGGGAAAAUAAGCUGAAGGGGACUGUGUGCUGCUGCCUAUCUGCAACUGGGCAGGAGAAACCUUGGAAAAAUGGAAAAUAAGGCAACGAGCAAUGAGACUCAGCCACUGACUUCCAAGAAAGGUAUCUCAGACUGUAACGAAGGAGAAGACUGUAAAGAGAAUGGACUGCUGAUCAGGAACCCUAAAUCUGCCCUACGGCUCGUGGACGAUGGGAAUAAAGUCCAUCCUGGACAGGGAGAUAAAGAGGAGGCAGCUCAGAUCUCAAAUGGCUAUUCAGGAGUUCAGAGCUCCGUGCCUUGCAGUGGGAUGGCAGAGGCAGAGGACGCGCAGUGCACUGCCCCAGCAGCCACAACCACCACCACAACCACCACGUCCACCACAUGUGGAGCAGAAGGCCAGCAGCAGCUGAUGGAGCUGGGAGACAGAGAGACCUGGAGUAAAAAAAUUGACUUUCUGCUCUCUGUCAUUGGAUAUGCAGUGGAUCUGGGAAAUGUGUGGAGAUUUCCCUACAUAUGCUAUCAGAAUGGAGGAGGAGCAUUCCUCAUUCCUUACACAAUUAUGGCCAUCUUCGGUGGUAUCCCUCUCUUCUAUAUGGAAUUAGCAUUAGGACAGUACCACAGGAAUGGGUGUAUUUCAAUUUGGAGAAAAAUAUGUCCUAUAUUCAAAGGCAUUGGCUUUGCCAUCUGUAUAAUCGACCUCUAUGUAGCCUCCUAUUACAACACCAUCAUGGCGUGGGUCUUCUACUACCUCGUGUCCUCCUUCACGACGGAGCUGCCAUGGACCAGCUGCAAUAAUGCAUGGAACACAGGCAACUGCACUACCUACUUCAGCAAGGACAACAUCAGCUGGGCCCUGCACUCCAUCUCUCCUGCAGAAGAAUUUUAUACCCGCCAAGUUCUACAGGUGCAUAGGUCCAAUGGGCUGGAUGACCUGGGGGGCAUUAGCUGGCAAUUGACCCUCUGUUUAUUGUUAAUCUUCAUCAUUGUAUACUUCAGCAUCUGGAAAGGGGUCAAAACAUCUGGCAAGGUGGUGUGGGUGACAGCCACGUUCCCUUACGUCAUACUUUUUAUCCUGCUCGUGAGAGGGGCAACUCUGCCUGGUGCCUGGAGAGGUGUCCUCUACUACCUGAAACCUGAAUGGCAGAAGCUCCUGGCCACUGAGGUAUGGGUGGAUGCAGCAGCUCAGAUUUUUUUCUCCCUUGGCCCAGGCUUUGGGGUCCUAUUGGCUUAUGCCAGCUACAACAAAUUCCAUAACAACUGCUACCAAGACGCCCUGGUUACCAGCACUGUCAACUGCCUGACCAGCUUCGUGUCCGGGUUUGUCAUUUUCACUGUGCUGGGAUACAUGGCCGAGAUGAGGAACGAAGAUGUGUCGGAGGUUGCCAAAGACAUGGGACCCAGUUUGCUCUUCAUUACCUAUGCCGAAGCCAUUGCGAACAUGCCUGCCUCAACUUUCUUUGCCAUCAUAUUUUUCUUGAUGUUACUCACACUGGGAUUAGACAGCACGUUUGCAGGAUUAGAGGGAGUGAUUACUGGAGUACUGGAUGAAUUCCCACACGUCUGGAGCAAGCGCAGGGAAUUCUUUGUCCUCGGUCUGAUCAUCAUUUGCUUUUUGGGGUCAUUAGCAACCCUGACUUUUGGAGGCGCGUAUGUGGUGAAGCUGUUUGAAGAAUACGCCACAGGCCCAGCUGUGCUAACAGUGGUGUUCCUGGAAGCGGUGGCAGUGGCCUGGUUCUAUGGCAUCACCCAGUUUUGCAACGAUGUGAAAGAAAUGCUGGGCUUCGCUCCAGGCUGGUACUGGCGAGUGUGCUGGGUGGCAAUCAGUCCCAUCUUCCUGCUGUUUGUCACUUGCAGCUUUCUGUCCAACCCCCCCGAGCUCCGGCUUUUUGAUUACAACUAUCCCUACUGGACCACAGUAGUGGGCUACUGCAUAGGAACCUCUUCCAUCAUCUGUAUCCCAAUCUACAUGGCUUAUCGGUUGAUCAUCACUCCUGGAACACUUAAGGAGCGUAUUCUGAAAAGCAUUACUCCAGAAACAGCCACAGAAAUUCCUUUUGGAGACAUCCGCAUGAAUGCCGUGUAAGCUAACCUGGUUUCUGGGGAGAGAGGGGAAGCACAGAGUCAAACUUUCCACCCAAGGAAUUAUGUUUCCAGCUGAAAUAAUGGGAUGAGUUUUCUGCGGAGGUUCUGACACUGACAACGGACAUUUGGAAACACGAUGCCUCCAGCACAUCUAUCCAAGCAAUUCAACGAAACCUGCCGUGCACUUCUAACCAGACUGACCUGAGAACCAACUCGUUCUGGAAACCCGAGGAUGUCUGUAUGUGUGAGGACACCACCGCUCCAUGCGUGGGCACAGGGGCUGCUGCAAAGCCUCUCUAGGAUGAGCAGCAGCAGUAGGAUUAGGUUUAGAAUCUCAAGUCUGUGGCAGUUCUCCUGUAUCUUCCUCAAUGUGAUCGUUCGUACUGGGCAAUGUUGUAUUCGCUUCUAAAGUUCUAAUUGCUUCAACUACAUUGAAAAAUACAAGAAUAUUUCCAAUAGCCAUAUAUUACUCAAGUAGCACAGGGUUUUAUAAACUAAUUAGUAAGUUCUCCAACUCCUGGGUUUGUAGUGGAGUCGUCAGAGGAAGCAAUCUCAAGCAGCACCAUACACAGCUCUGCACAACUCAGCGUGCACAUUUGGUAACAUUAUCCUCCUCGUUUCAUUUGUAGAUCGUAGGUUUCUCUUGUUUCUUGUUUAUUCGUGCAAAACCAGUUUUUGUAAUGUGGGCUUCAUAGUUAAGCAACAAAAAGGCUGUGUGGAUCACCUGACAAGCACUGAAGCUGCUAGCACAGCUAAGCUACAUAUUCACAAGAUCCUUGUACUCACAGACCGUGCGUUUGCACCCAAGGAAACUAUAUACCAACAGUGAAUUACUUUGAGUUCAGAUGUCAAAAAGUGGACUCUCACAGAUCUGCUUUUCUUUUGUUUAUUUCUUAAAUUUCAGUUCCACAGCUAAGAUUAGCCAGAGCAUGUGGCUUUCUCUAUUGUUUCCUAGUACAGAGCUCAAGUUUAGAACAACCCUUUUGGCUGGCUGACAGAAGUACGUUUACACAAACCUACAGCCAAGAUUUACUAGCUCUAUUCUUAUGUGAAUACAUUUGGUUUUCACCCUGAAAAAUAACAGUAGAGCUUUUUUUAAAACAAGCAGUUGAGUUCAGCAGGAGAGAUUCUGAUCAGAACUGAUUAUAUUAAGUUUUGAAGCACUGGUGAUAUACAAGCUUCCAUGUACGUACUAACCUUGUCACAUUAUAUCUGUACAUAAACCUCCAACGGGAGCUGCCCUGUAGACUGACUGUCACUGCCAAAUCAGUUGGAGGACAAUAGUUUUGCUGUAGUUACAUGGGAAUUUAGAUAAACCUGAGUAGUCAUUGUUUAUGUAAAGACAUUGCAUUUUCACUCUACCACAUAGUUAUAAAAGUCUAAGAGAAGUAGAAUUAAAUAGAGCAUAAAAGCCUCUUUUGCAUUUCACAGUUUACUUAGGAAACUUAUUGCUACAAUUAAUGACAUGAUACAUGCACACAUAGCAGCAGGCACUGAGAAACCCAUUGAAGAGCUUACAUCAGUACAAAGCAUGUAAGAGGAAAUCAGGGGAGGUGACUCUAUGAUUGCCUUCUGAAAGCACUCACCUCACUUCCACCACUGCUGCUGACCUGAGUUCCCUUGUCUUUAGCUCUCAAUCCCAGCUUCCAACAAGGAAAUAACCCUAAGGGGCAAGGACUGUUCUGUGCAAAUUACAAAGGCCUCCUACACUAUUUUUUAAAAGGGAGUAUGUUCUUGCACUGCCACCAGAAAAACAUAAUAAAUUUGCCUUACUGGAUGCUUACUCAUACCGAAUGGUUUUGAAAUGUAGCCCUCCUGGAUAUCUGAAAACUACUUCCAAAACCAUCUUCAUGGUGAGGAAAAGUUCAACUAGAUAUGCACUAAGAAUUCAAAUUGCCAACCAGAGAAAAGUACUGGUUGUUUUUAAUAAACUUCUCUGUUAUGAGUGUAUUCAUUGGAAAAAAAAAGAUACACAUGAAAUGUCAAUGUAAGAUGAACGAUGUCUGUAUUCAGUAUCAAGUGUGGGAAAUAAAGGAGAAAACACCACACCUUCUCCAUUCAGUGAUAGUGUUUGGUGAUAGUACAGCAGAAUUAGUUGAAUUAAAUAUCAACACUGUCUGCAAAGCCAAAGUUUCUUCUCGAGCCCUUGCAAACAAACCGAAGCCGGGCCUGUUAUUCCUAAUGGAAUAAUCUGCAGAGUAAUAACUGCUAAAAUCACUGCUUCUUAGUGUGCAACACUUCCAACAUGGUCUUCCUUUGUAACAGCAUUUUAAAUGGCAAAAGAGGCAUCUGUAGUUCGUAUUGAGGCAGUACAUACAGUGCCACACACGUUGCCUCUCUGGGAGGUGGUAGCACAGCAUUCUGAUGAGCUGCCCAAGAAAUGCCACGUUUUUCUAGUGGACUAAGUCAGCCAAGAAGCCCCAGGUUUUCUCAGUUUGAAUUUCUCAGCUGAAAAAACCCAGAUAAACACACUCUGACUACAGAUGUACUGAGAGAGACAAAAGUUUGUGAAAUCACUUGAAGACAGAUUGAAAAAGCAAUGCAGAUAGCAAAGCCACAGGACAAAAAGCACUGUCAGAAAUAGGCAGCCCCAAAGAUCAACAGUGACAUUACAUCUCCAUUCUCUUUUCAUCAGGACAAUCCAGUGCAGGGUCUGUAUGGGAACAGGGUUAAGAAAGCCCUCAAGUAAACUAACAAGUUCUCUUUUCCUGACUAUUCCAUUCUAAUUAAGGUGAACUAGCAAGGUGAUUCAGUUCCCGUUUGUUUUCAGAUGGCAUAUUGGUUUCAGCUUUUCUAGAUCUUCUCAUAAGUUCAUUUCAUGUUAUCUCUGAUCAUUGUUUUUGUAUGAAAUACAGUUACUUACAUACCAAAUGGGCUGCACUGCAAUUCCAAGUGUUAGAGGCAAAGAAAUCCUUUCUCCUCAACUCACAUUCCACUUAUCUGCCACACCAGUACACCCCACACUCUAUAAUGAGCACUGAAAAAGGAGUUAAUGAAAUUGCUAAGUUAGGAAUGUGUUCCUUUCAAGCAGGAAUGAAACUGGAGUUUUAGCUGUACAGAAUUAGGCAUUCCCUCCAACUUGUACAUGGAUGCAUCUGUAUUAAUUUAUGCAGCUGUUUAGUUACAAGUGUUGCAAGCUGAUUGUAAGUUAUCAGUAUGUGCCUUGUACUGUAAACUGUUAUUGUAAUAAAUUUAAUAAUCAUAAUCCA
Gallus gallus (chicken) is the source of this 7641-nucleotide messenger RNA. It is a transcript of the gene SLC6A4, whose product is annotated as solute carrier family 6 member 4. Bases 2421 to 4433 code for a protein of 670 amino acids. Gene Ontology annotation, cellular component: neuron projection; plasma membrane. The record is from RefSeq and is a predicted model, not a curated record. Gene Ontology annotation, molecular function: serotonin binding; serotonin:sodium:chloride symporter activity. The transcript is spliced from 14 exons. Gene Ontology annotation, biological process: sodium ion transmembrane transport; serotonin uptake. NCBI's taxonomy places the organism in Eukaryota, Metazoa, Chordata, Aves, Galliformes, Phasianidae.